AUAAGUCAGAAUUGGCUUGAUGGCACAUCAUCAUCACCAUCCUUAUUGCUAGGACAGCUGCAGCGCUAACAUCCACAUCCUCAGUCAUCAUGACAUGGAGUAGAAGUGUUGACCCCAACAGCCUUCAAUACAAAUUCAACUUCAUCGCUGAUGUGGUAGAGAAGAUUGCCCCAGCCGUCGUUCACUUAGAGCUCUUCCGCAGAGCACAUCCAGAUUCCUUGGGUACCAAAAUAAGCAGCAGCCAAAAUCCGAAAAGCAGGGGAAGGGCUCCUUAUACAAACAAAGAAGUCCUGGUGUCUAGUGGUUCCGGCUUCAUUGUGUCGGAAGAUGGCCUGAUCAUCACCAAUGCCCACGUUCUCACCAACAAGCAGAGGAUCAAAGUGGAGCUCAAGAGCGGCCAACAGUUUGACGCCAAAGUCAAGGAGGUUGACAACAAGCUCGACAUUGCCUUGAUCAAAAUAGAUACGAAUAUGCCACUCCCGGUGCUCCUGCUGGGCAGAUCCUCCGACCUUCGCCCUGGGGAGUUCGUGGUAGCCCUGGGGAGCCCAUUCUCCUUGCAGAACACGGUGACAACCGGAAUUGUGAGCAGCACACAGAGAGAUGGCAAAGACCUGGGGCUGAAGGACUCGGAUAUGGAAUACAUCCAGACGGAUGCCAUCAUCAAUUACGGAAAUUCCGGUGGGCCUUUGGUCAACUUGGAUGGUGAAGUCAUUGGCAUGAACACCCUGAAGGUGACAGCUGGCAUCUCCUUUGCUAUUCCCUCGGAUCGAAUCCGCCAGUUCCUGGAAGAUUCUCACAACCGUCAAGUGAAAGGGAAGAGUAGGACCAAGAAGAAAUACCUGGGGCUCCGAAUGCUUCCUCUCACAUUCAACCUUAUCCGCGAGCUUAGACGGAGAGACAGGGAUUUCCCGGACCUGAUCCCCGGUGUCGGCGUUUAUGUCUACGAAGUGAUUCAAGGAACAGCAGCUGCAAGUGCCGGCCUGGAAGACGGAGAUGUCAUCAUUGCGAUUAACGGGAAAACAGUCACUUCAACCCACGACGUCACGGACACGGUACAACGCAGCGACAACCUCGCCAUUGUGGUGCGGCGAGGGAACGAAGACAUCAUCCUGACAGUCAGGCCAGAUGAAAUUGAUUAAAAAUUGCCCUUUUAAUGCAAAA
Molecule: messenger RNA, 1161 nt
Organism: Pogona vitticeps (central bearded dragon)
Lineage: Eukaryota; Metazoa; Chordata; Lepidosauria; Squamata; Agamidae
Source: RefSeq, a predicted model, not a curated record